AUGCUUUUGAAGCUUGCGCUACAUUUCGUCAGGAAGUGGAAAAUAUCAUGCAGCUUCUCGACUGGUUCAAGAGUGGCGUCAUGGACGAAGAACGAAACCCUCAAGUGUAUUGAUGUGUUCAACAAAGCAGCCGAGCUACUUGCAAAGAUGAUGGGGGAAAAGCGAUUUGAUGCGGUUUUUAAUCUGCUGAAAGACAAGUGCCAACAGUUGCAAGAUAAAGAAAGACUGAGUGAUUGUCUUACUUCACUUGGGAUCAAAAAGGCAUUCAGUUGUUUCUUUUCCCCUCAUUUGUCUGUUGAAGCUAGGAAGAUAGCCAAAGAGUACUUUAUGGAAGCCGAUAGAAUCCAGAGCGACCUUCCAAUUGAUACCGGUAACAGCAGAGCCCAAUGCCUUGCCAAAUAUGGCCGUUGUGUCUCCAUCAUAGACGGCAAAUUUGCUGAAGGAAAGGAGAUGAUUCAAAAAGCAAUCGAUAUUCGCAAGACGCAUGGAGAAGAGGAUAGAGUCAUGUUAGGUGCAACAUACAACGACUUGGCAGGUAAGGCCCCAUUUAUAUGGACAAAACCUUUCUCGGGUGGAAGGCUUAUCCUCCCAGCCGAGUCAACUUUAGCGAGCGUUUAUAUGGGAAAAAGGUUGACCCCUUUGCUUUAACUCUCACAUGCUGUGAUUGUCUUAUCUUGACCGAGUUGAUCCGUAUGGGCGAGCCAAAGUCAGUGUUCGGAAGAAACGUUGCAUGGCCCGGCUAGGAGGGUGACCUUACCAUCACAAAAGGGUGACCCUUCUCGUGGAGCAAACGUUUUGUUUCUCGUGUACACGGCUCGCCACGUUUUGUAAGGAAAUGUCUGAUAAGUUGGCUCGCACAGGGUAGCCCCUGUAUGUGGAUGAACCUUCUACCAGGGGCAACGUUUCUUCCAACGUUUCGUUGUUCUUUGAACUGAAGCUUUAUCCUAGUUUGAUUUUCCAUUUGCUUUGUCUCCUAGCUUAAAAGCCACUUAGGCCUGAAUUUCAUUUUAACCUUUUACAGAUGCAAACCGGUUAAAUAUUUUUAUUAUCUUAAUGUUGAUCAUGUGAUAAGAUCUGAUAAUGUGCUACGUUGGAUUUAAGAGCAAACAUUUUUAAGAACAUUAAAUCAUUAAAUCCAGCGACGAGACUGUAAUUUUCUUCUGUGUUCUAGUUGUCCUCUCCCUGGAAUCGGCAUAUCAUCAACGAGAAUGUCGACAAGAAAUAGCCACUGAACUCCUCGAAGAAGCAGUAAAUUGGAGAACACGUGAAACGCUUGAAAUAUACAGAGUAAAGCUGGGCGACCAUCCUUUUACAGCUACCAUUCUAAACAACCUGUCAAAAAACUACCGUUCUCUUGGAAUGCUUGAAGAUGCUAAAAAAUGUUCUGUUGAAGGUCUGAAAAUUAGGAGGGAGUUCUUGGGGGAGCACAUGAAAACUGCGUUGUCCCUAUAUGAGGUUGCAUUGGUUCUUAAAGAAAACAAUGAGUUACAGGCCGCGAAAACUAACCUGCAGGAGUGUUUAGCUAUGCAGGAGAAGGUGCUGGAUGAGGAAAACAAGGAUCUCGAAAGGUAA
Molecule: messenger RNA, 1572 nt
Organism: Porites lobata
Lineage: Eukaryota; Metazoa; Cnidaria; Anthozoa; Scleractinia; Poritidae
Source: the annotation of a GenBank genome assembly